This is a messenger RNA of Malaclemys terrapin pileata, 951 nucleotides long. Its product is annotated as interferon alpha-inducible protein 27-like protein 2A. Gene Ontology annotation, cellular component: membrane; mitochondrion. NCBI's taxonomy places the organism in Eukaryota, Metazoa, Chordata, Testudines, Emydidae. The transcript has 5 exons. The record is from RefSeq and is a predicted model, not a curated record. The coding region runs from base 512 to 799 and encodes 95 amino acids. Gene Ontology annotation, biological process: apoptotic signaling pathway.
AGGUCCCCUUUAUCCACUCUACAGCCGCACAGAAGAGGGCCGCACCCCCGGGGGUCCAUUGUUUUGCAGCUUAUAUCUAGAGACUGUUUCUUGGGCCAGGAGACGGAUGGGUGGGACUCUGCCCGGCUAGGAUGUGGCAAGGACGGGGUUUGCUGUCUUGGCAUAGAAGGACUGUACCACCUGGGUCUGGAUCACAAGGGGAGGCACUUCAAGUGGUUUUAUCUAUUUGUGCCCUAAGAAUGUUAACAUGCAGAUGCUCCGGAGUCCGUAUAUCCAGCGGCAGGGAGGUUAAAGGGGAGCGGGGCGUGGGAUCUUGCCAUCCCUGCUAUUACUGGGGGAUGCGACGUCCUCUCUGCACACACACCCAUGUAGUGGCAGACGCCUGGAAACUGGGCUCCUGAUACAGCUGCAUUGCACAGCAAUCAAUUCAUUCUGCUCACCGGACGCUGGAGGGCUGACGAAGCGGAGCUGCUAUCCCAGUGAUCAGGGUGUGUGGGUCAGAGUCUCAGCCAUGGUUGGAUUUAUCCCCAUUGCGGUUGGAGCAACUAUUGGAUUAGGAGUUGUCACCGUUGCUGUCCCAGUAGCACUCGGGGCAGUCGGCUUUACUGGUGCAGGCAUUGCAGCUGGGACCCCUGCUGCCAAGAUGAUGUCAGCAGCGGCCGUAGCCAACGGAGGAGGGGUAGCCGCUGGAAGUACUGUGGCAGUGCUACAAUCCGUGGGUGCUGCAGGACUUUCUCUUGCUACCAAAGGUGCGGUGACAGCUGUUGGGGGAGCACUUUCAUUCUUCUAUCCAAAGUGAAAGUUACGACUGCUCUUCCCUCUUCCUCCUGCAGAAACAGCCGCUGCAGCCUGCCUCUUGCUUGUCCUGCCUUCUCCACAAACAGCCCUUACAAUCGGUUUGGCUGGUGGCUGAAAUGUGAGAAAACAAUAAAAGCUUUUUGCUGAUUUAAA